AUGAGCUCCAGCGAGAUCCCCAACGGCAACGCCAUGGACAACGACUACAAGUCCCGUACCGGCCAGACCGAGAUUCCCGUUCAGAACGACGAGGCGCCUGUUGAGGCGACCGAGUACACCAACGGUGGUGACUCCGACGCUCAGUUGGAGCGUGACGAGAAGGACGCCAUCGACAAGAGCAACAUCCUCGACGAGCGCACACGUGGUGCUACCAAGAAGUCUGGCACUUACACCGAGCCCGGUGAUGAGGAGGGUCUCGGUGCCGCUGCCGAUGGCUCUGACGGUACCUCUGCUACCCGAUAG
Alternaria ventricosa is the source of this 303-nucleotide messenger RNA. RefSeq lists its product as uncharacterized. The record is from RefSeq and is a predicted model, not a curated record. Lineage: Eukaryota; Fungi; Ascomycota; Dothideomycetes; Pleosporales; Pleosporaceae. The coding region runs from base 1 to 303 and encodes 100 amino acids. The transcript is spliced from 2 exons.